Populus trichocarpa (black cottonwood) is the source of this 968-nucleotide messenger RNA. RefSeq lists its product as uncharacterized. The record is from RefSeq and is a predicted model, not a curated record. Gene Ontology annotation, biological process: vacuolar proton-transporting V-type ATPase complex assembly. The coding region runs from base 428 to 745 and encodes 105 amino acids. NCBI's taxonomy places the organism in Eukaryota, Viridiplantae, Streptophyta, Magnoliopsida, Malpighiales, Salicaceae. The transcript is spliced from 4 exons. Gene Ontology annotation, cellular component: endoplasmic reticulum membrane.
UUUUUGUAAAGGUCGAUUUUCCUCUGGGCUUUAUGCCCUCAGUGAAACUGGACAUAUGCCUUGUUUUUUGGGCCGAAUAAAAUCUGUGUGUUAUAGGUCUUUUGUCUCAGGCAGAAAUCAAAGCAGCGGAAGUAAGCAGGCACACCGAUUUUCAAAGUUAUAUGGUUUUAUCUGUUUGUACCUUUCAAUGUCUACUUGUCAGUUGUGUAUCUCCAGAUUGGUGGGGGUGAAGAUUUUACCAUCGAAUUCUCUACUUUAUCAACGGACCCUUGUUCGUGCAGUGAGUUGUGACCGAGGAGUCGGGAAUUAGCAGGCAGUAACAUUGGGGCUCCUGUAUUUUUUUUCAGAGCCAAAAAGCCCUUGAUUUGUUUGUUACUAAGAGACUAAAGUCAGUCUUUGAUUCUCUCUCUCAUUGAAGGAAAUAGAGAUGGCUGGAGUGAUAAUGAAGUUUUUCGUCACCUCAAUGCUUAUGUGGAUGGCUCCUGUCGCAAUCCUAUAUGCUUUUAACCAUGACUUGAUACCCGGUAUAACCAAAUUGUCUCCCCAUUCCUUGACACUGAUGAGCGGAUUUGUUGCUGUCAUUUCCGUCAAUAUAGUCAUCGCAUUCUACAUUUAUAUGGCAAUAAAGGAACCCUCAGAUAAACAUGAGCCAGAUCCAGCAUUUCUUGCUGAGGCCGAAGCUAGUGUAAGCCAGUCUGCAGGUAAAGUUGGGGAUUCCUCCCAGUCGGUAAAGAAAGAAGAGUAGGUCGGAUGAGGCACUUGGAGGGGGGAGGGCGUGGAAUUGAAUUUGAAGCUGCGCUUGCAACUUUCGUCGUUUGUUAUAGAUGCCUGAGUUUUGACGCCGUUGUCAGAAUUUUCUUAUAUCAUGACACAUUAAUUCUUAGUGUUUGAUAUUGUAGUUAUUUUUGCGGUUGUGGUUUUGAGAAAAACAAAUUUAAAAAAAGUUAUAAAUUGUAGUUUUUUUCAAA